GAGCCCGACUAAAUUAAAAGACAACAAUGAAAAACAACAUAAAAUCCAAACAAAAAACUUAAUCUUGCGCCGCUUCUUUCUUCUUACUCUCGUCUCCUCUCUCUCGCAUUCUUGGCAGCGCCGCUUUCCGGCCUCUCCGUGCCGCCGCCCUCGCCGGCUUGCUCAACCCUCUCGUCUCCCAGUUUCUCUAAUAUCCUCUUUCGAUGCGCCGCCGCCCUCCCAGACUCGCCCAGCCUUCCCCGUCGCCCCGCCUCCUCCGUCCUUGACGCCUGCGUUCAGGUAAAGCCAAAAACAAAGGACGCCGCUUCUUCUUCACAAUAGCCUUUUAUUUUUCAAAGUUUAUUUCUCUUCAAUCCGCUGCCGUGAGAAAAGGUCAUUUAUGUAAUGAGAUUUGCAAGUUUGUCUAUUUUUGUGAAGGUAGAUUAAUGGAUCUGAAAAACUGCUUUGAUGAAAAUUUUGAGCUGGACAUGUAUUUAUAGCAUUGGUUUAUUGGAGCCCAAAUCUUCAUCUAGAAAAGAGUGAUUAACUUAUGUGUAUUAACUGCAAGGUUUAGCAAUACCCAAUAGUUAUUUAUGCAUUAUAGAUUUCCAACAGAUAUACUGCUGCACUCUAUUGGCGGGAAAAUGGCUAAGUAUGGAUGCGUUUGGCUUUAUAUAUAUAGAGAUAGAUUACUUGGCGAAGAUGCAGCUAACUAAAUUUAUGGCUGAAUUUAAACCCACUCCUUCUAAAUUCCAAAACCCCACGCGAAGCGAUUCUCAAAAUUAAUUACCAAAUAUGUCGUCUUGGAUUGAAAGCUUCUUCAGCUCCUUAGAAUCACUGCUUAAUCAGGCGUCAUCCAUGGCGGUCGAGGCGCUGCUUAGAGCAGCCUGGAUUGCAUGCACGCUGCCACUUCUGGCGGCGUUGAUUACCUUCCCUAAAAUCAACGCAUUUCGCCACUUCGUGCUUCAGCUCGCCGUCCGCGGCAAGAUUAUGGACUCUUCCUCCAGAAAAUUCACUAUUCCUCAGAAAUAUUUUUGUCAUUUUUACAUUGUUGGUGUUAUAUGGACUACUUUUCUACUUGUGACUACUUGGAUCUAUGCAUACAAAACGACUGCAAUAGUUUCCGAGUCAUCCCUGUAUUCGAGUAUUGCUAGCCAGUUGACUGGAGUUUCGCACGAGUUGUCCUUGCACAAGUCCCAUUCAUCGGUGGUUGAUUACAAAUAUGGGAUAUGGAAGUCUGUGUUUUUGCUUCUGUUGAUGGAAGCUCAAAUCUUGCGGCGCCUUAUAGAGAGUAUAUACGUGUUCAAGUAUAGUCCCUCUGCUCGGAUGCAUAUUGCUGGUUACCUCACCGGCCUUUUUUUCUAUACUGCAGCUCCACUAUCCCUCUGCUGCACAUACUCUAUGGAGGUGUUCAAACUUGUGGCAAAUUUGCUUGUAGAAUUUAUUGUUAAAGGGAAAGAUAGAAUGCAAGUCACGGAACUUAGUUUUUGGGGGCAUGUGUAUCCUCUUUUGCAACUCAAAUGGUAUGAAUGGAUUGGUGCUGCUUUUUUCUUAUGGGGUUGGAUUCAUCAACUCCGUUGCCAUGCCAUUCUUGGCUCUAUAAGGGAAAAUGGUCAUAAGGUCGAUGAGUAUGCAAUUCCUGAGGGUGAUUGGUUUGAAUAUGUUUCGUCUCCGCAUUAUCUUGCUGAAUUUGUUAUAUAUGGCGGGCUGGUGAUUGCAAGCGGCUUUUAUGAUAUUACAAUCUGGUUGGUCUUUGUUUUCGUGGUAAGUCUUAAUUUUCUUGACAUUGCUAAGAAUGUGGUACCCAUUCAUCUACGCAUACAUAAAAAUGGCCGAUGUUUAACUUUGGUGAUAAUUGUACCGUUGUUAGGUGGCCAAUCUCUCCCUUGCUGCUGGCGAAACUCAUAAAUGGUACAUUCAUAAAUUUGACAACUAUCCUAGAAACCGUUACGCUAUCAUCCCUUUCAUUUACUAAUGUUGAUUAUCUAUAUAGCCUCCUUGUAUUAUAUACAUGAUACUCUCGAAUCUGUUGUUCUUCGUAAUAUAUGAAUUGUAGUGGCUGAACUACUUACUGUA
Salvia miltiorrhiza (redroot sage) is the source of this 2055-nucleotide messenger RNA. Its product is annotated as polyprenol reductase 2-like. Gene Ontology annotation, biological process: dolichol-linked oligosaccharide biosynthetic process; polyprenol catabolic process. Gene Ontology annotation, molecular function: 3-oxo-5-alpha-steroid 4-dehydrogenase activity. NCBI's taxonomy places the organism in Eukaryota, Viridiplantae, Streptophyta, Magnoliopsida, Lamiales, Lamiaceae. Gene Ontology annotation, cellular component: endoplasmic reticulum. The record is from RefSeq and is a predicted model, not a curated record. Bases 775 to 1887 code for a protein of 370 amino acids. The transcript is spliced from 5 exons.